AUGAUGCUGCUGGAAGACGUGCAAGGAGAACCCUUGAAAUUAGGGAGUGAUGCUAGUCGAAGCCUCACGAGAUCCCAAGUUGAUGCUGAAUUGGUUCGUAUGGCAACUAUGACUGCUGAAGCAGCUGCGGCUGCCGCUGCUCAUGCAGUUGCAGAGGCAGACGCUAUCAUGGCAGAAGCUGAAGCAGCUGCUAGGGAAGCAGAGGCUGCAGAAGCAGAGGCCCGAGCUGCACAGGCCUUCGCUGAAGCAGCAGUUUUGACACUGAAGAACAGAAAUGCUGCGAAACUGGUAUAG
Molecule: messenger RNA, 294 nt
Organism: Miscanthus lutarioriparius
Lineage: Eukaryota; Viridiplantae; Streptophyta; Magnoliopsida; Poales; Poaceae
Source: the annotation of a GenBank genome assembly